Penicillium subrubescens is the source of this 1165-nucleotide messenger RNA. RefSeq lists its product as uncharacterized. Gene Ontology annotation, molecular function: acyltransferase activity, transferring groups other than amino-acyl groups. The transcript is spliced from 3 exons. Lineage: Eukaryota; Fungi; Ascomycota; Eurotiomycetes; Eurotiales; Aspergillaceae. Bases 268 to 942 code for a protein of 224 amino acids. The record is from RefSeq and is a predicted model, not a curated record.
CGAAACGGCUCCAAGAUCAUCACCUUCAAAGCUAUACGGCUGUUGAAGUGUGAGGUUUUCAUUUCUCGCAUUCAAUACAUUAUUUUGUGACUAGUAGCUCAGGGGAGCGUUGGCAGCAUUACCUCCCGUGCCCAGCUUGAUUUAUAAUCCAGAUCUCCUUUUCCUUCAUCAUUGGCCGAGACACUACCCCCUGUCGAAUCAUACUCAUGUUAAAUCCCUCUACGAAUUGUUCACUCUUUACUACCGUAACAGACUUGAUUCUUGAUAAUGAGCUCAACGUCAGAAGUGACAUUGAUUCCUUGGGAUCCGCUGUCCGAGCCUCAUCGAAUACUGCUCUUCAAACAGCGAGUGGAGUGCUCUUGGGACAUGGAGAUGGUCCAAGAGAUAUGGAGAGAUGAACAGAUUAGAGGCGAGAAGUGCAUCUAUUGGAUUGCCCUCCCAGCCGACGACUUCGUGGGAGGGGAAAGCGAGAAGCUGGCGGACACGGCCGUAUCCAUUAAUGCAGCAACACGCCAACCAACACAAGCAGACUUCAUCCCAAUUGGACAUAUUUCCCUAGACUUGAGGAACAAGAAGGCCGAGAAAAUGGACCUCGAAAUUCCGUCCGAGAGAGUCUUUUGGAUUAAAACCUUCUUUAUCCUACAUAACCUCCAGAGCAAAGGAGUUGGACGAGCAGCCAUGGAUGAAAUUGAAAAAAUCGCUGUCCGAGAGCCUCUACGCGCUAAGACUUUGAUGCUGGAUACCGUCGAGAGAGAAGAUCAACUGAGAGAGGAGUUUGCUAGGGCUACCUAUGGAAGCGUUCCGAAGAUUACUAAUCAGGAUUGGUAUAGUAGACGGGGCUAUAGAUCUCUUAAGAUUGUGCAGAACUACUACGAUAUCAAGGAUAAGAAUGGAAAGAAGUGGGAUACCAAGACCAUAUUCAUGCGGAAGGACCUUCCGUGACGAACUGCACGCAGUAGAACAGGGUGAAGGAUAGCUACAUAUCUAAAUAUCUGCAGUAUGUGAAAGAUUGCCGCCACGGAUUGAUUCUCAAUUUUUUGUUGCUAUAUCGCUCUCUCCUUCCGACAAACAUAAAUCCACGAACUCUAAUUUAUCAUCAGACGCGCUUAACGUGGUUGCCCAAGGUACCCCUGAGGCUCCUAUCUUCUCCGCAGCCAAUCAAAAC